Danio rerio (zebrafish) is the source of this 1464-nucleotide messenger RNA. RefSeq names its product heme binding protein 2 (gene hebp2). The record is from RefSeq and is marked validated. NCBI's taxonomy places the organism in Eukaryota, Metazoa, Chordata, Actinopteri, Cypriniformes, Danionidae.
GUAUAUUCUCUAUCUAAGCGUUAUAACACACCCGUGCGCGUGUGUGUGUUGGGCGAAUAAAUUCAGCUCUCCAUCUUUUCUGGUUGUUCAGUCGCUUUCUGCUUUUAAUCUGUCAACAGCGGACAGUUUUAAGUCGAGAUGCUUAAAGCCAUCGGUCAAACUCUGUUUUCUACUGGACUCCAAAACCCCAAAUACACAGCUCAGGAGAGUAAGGGUGAUGACUAUGAAGUCCGCACCUAUCAAGCAACAAACUGGGUAAGCACAGUUGUGACUGGCAUGGAGCAGGACCAAGCCAUGAGCACAGGCUUUAGAAGACUCUUCAAAUACAUUCAGGGCAGUAAUGAAAAGAAGAGUAAGGUGGAGAUGACGACACCGGUGAGUUGUUUGAUUGACCCUGGAGCGGGACCUGCAUGUGAAAGCACCUUCACUGUGUCCUUUUACAUCCCUGAGGAACAUCAAGCUGACCCUCCCAAACCCACUGACCCAGAUGUUUUUAUCGAGAGCAGAAAAGAGCUCACUGCGUUCGUCAGGACCUUUGGUGGCUUUGCUAACAGUGAGAGCUGCCGUGAGGAGAUUCUCAAACUCAUAGAAAGCCUCAAGAGGGAUGGCAUGAAAUUUAAAGAGGCACCAUAUUACCGAGCAGGAUACGACAGUCCCUUCAAACUCACCGGCCGUAGGAAUGAAGUCUGGCUCAUCAAAGAUGAGGAGUAAAUCUCCUAUUGAUCAAAUGGUCAUCUCGCCUUAUGAUGUGAAUGAAGGUCAAUUUGUCUGUCUGAACUUGAAUUUCCUCAUCAUUUACUCACACUCAAGUGGCUCUAACCAUUGAUGAAUGUCUUUCUUCAGUUGGACACAAAACAAGCUAUUCUGAAAAACCAACAGACAUCCAGAGUAGGAACAAAAAUAUACUAUGGAUGUCAAUGGGUGCUACCUUCCAACAUUUUUCAAAAUAUCUCCUUUUGUGUUCAACAGAAGACAGAAAGUCAGGUUUGGAACAAAUGUGGAAUGAAUAAAUGAUGACAGAAUUGAACUGUCCUUCUAACAAUAGUUAAUAUCAUGUUGAUGCAUGUUUAUUUUGUGCCGUAGGUGCCUGGAUGUUUUUAUAUGACAAUUAACACUGUGUUGAUUACAUAAGUGACCAAUAUAUAUUUACAUCAGCAUUACCACUUUAUUGGGGCUAAAAUUAACCAUGAACUCAUGCCAAAAGCAUGUUGAAAUGAUUUCUAAUAGACCAUCAGACUGAAUUAUUGCUUUAAUCCAGCUGUUUGCAGUGGAAAAAAAUGUUGGUCGUCUGACCUUUUUGUUACUAAUAAUGUAUGGAUGCACAGAUAAUGCUUGUUUAAAGUACUUCAUGUUCAUGACAUGACUGAAUUACUGACACUUUUCAUGCUUUGAAAUGUAAAUGCAUAAUUUUACCUGGUCAUACAAUGCACUAAGUGUUGAAAUUAAAAAUAUAAGGGAACAAUA